This is a messenger RNA of Acytostelium subglobosum LB1, 1977 nucleotides long. RefSeq lists its product as hypothetical. Gene Ontology annotation, biological process: fatty acid beta-oxidation using acyl-CoA oxidase; lipid homeostasis. NCBI's taxonomy places the organism in Eukaryota, Evosea, Eumycetozoa, Acytosteliales, Acytosteliaceae. The transcript is spliced from 6 exons. The record is from RefSeq and is a predicted model, not a curated record. Gene Ontology annotation, molecular function: fatty acid binding; acyl-CoA oxidase activity; FAD binding. Gene Ontology annotation, cellular component: peroxisome. Bases 1 to 1977 code for a protein of 658 amino acids.
AUGGAACAAACAGAGACAAGAAUAAGAUCAAUACUCAGUCAUUUGACUCCAACCUCUUUGUUGGAGACCGUCAACACUAGUGCUGUUGCCGCUGCCGACACCAACCAAACUGCCGCUGCCGUCUCUGCUCCACCAAUCAUUGACAAGCAACGCACCCAGAUUUCAAAGUGGGAUAAGGAUGAGUUCCGCGACUUCCUCGAGGUCAACGCUGCCUACAAGCCAGUCAGAGCCAAACUCAAUGAGUUGUUGAGAGAUCCCCUCUUUGCACCAGUCUACAACAUGACAGUCGAGCAAUGGAGAGAGUUGACUCUGCAAAGAGCAGUCAAGGUCAUCAGAUCAGGACUAAUCUCUAUCUCUGAGUUUAACAGGGACCCAAUGAAAUACUUGAUCUCGAUGGAGACCAUUAAUAUGUCAGACUCUUCAUUGUCUGUGAAGCUUGGAGUGCACUUUUCGUUGUUUGGAAACGCAGUUCUCAACCUUGGCACUGAGAAGCAUCACCUCAAAUACCUCAAGGACAUUGAUACCUGGAAGCUUCCAGGUUGUUUUGGUAUGACCGAGUUGGGUCACGGUUCAAACGUGCAGGGUGUAGAGACCACUGCCACCUACGACAAGGAUACCCAAGAGUUUAUCAUCAACACUCCAUCAGACUCUGCACAAAAGUUCUGGAUUGGUAAUGCUGCUCUGCAUGGUCAAGCUUGUUCAGUAUUUGCUCAACUCUAUAUUGGAGGAGUACACUAUGGUGUACAUGUAUUUGUUGUUCCCAUCCGUAAUCCAGACGGUAGCAUUGCCGAGAAUGUAAGAAUAAUGGACAAUGGUCACAAGUUGGGCCUUCAAGGUGUAGACAAUGGUAGAAUAUGGUUCAACAACAAGAGAAUCCCAAGGGAUAAUCUGUUGAAUAAGUUUGGUGAUGUUCAGCCCGAUGGCACCUACGUCACCUCGAUCCCAAGCAAGACCAAGCGAUUCGGAUCAAUGGUUGCUCCAUUGGUCGGAGGUAGAGUGCUCAUUGCCUCGUCAGCCCUCUACGCAACAAAAAUGGCUUUGAUAAUUGCCACACGUUUCGCCACCAACCGACGACAGUUUGGAAACAAGAACCAAGAGAUACCAAUCAUCCAAUACCUCACCCAUCAACGUCGCCUCUUCCCCUUGAUCGCUGCCACAGUUGCCUACAACUUCCCAAUCAACCACCUCAAGCUGAUCUACUGUGAGCCAAACAAGACCGCUCAGAACGUCAAGGAUGUCCACGUGUGGGCCUCUGGUAUCAAGGCCGUCGUCACCUGGCACAAGACUCAUACCCUGCAGACUGUACGUGAGUGCUGUGGAGGCCAGGGAUUCAGUUCAUUCAAUCAGAUCCCAGCUCUCAAGUCUGAUCUCGAGAUUGAUAUGACCUACGAGGGAGACAAUCACGUCCUCCUCCAACAGGUAUCCAGAUACCUCUUGGUAGAGCUCCAAAAGGGAAGAUAUAACGUAACUUUGUCAAACCAUGGUUCAAAGAUUUACAAUGCCGACUUCCAAUUGCACUGCCUCAAGUGGAAGGAGAGCCACUUGGUUCAGACUCUGUCCACCAAGAUCAUGACCGCUCUCGACCAAGGUAGAGGAUUGGAGUACAGCUGGAAUGAUAACUUGGAUCUGGUCACUGCCUUGGGUAAGGCACAUAUUGAGAGAAUCACCCUUGAGACAUUCCAGGCAUCGAUCAAGAAGGCCAGUCUCAACAUCCAACCAGCAUUGGAGCUCUGUAGAAACCUGUUCUUCUCAACAAAGGUUGUUGAUGACCUUGGAUUCUACCUGUGCAAUGAUGGAAUGACUCAAGAGACGGCAGUGAAGGUUCAGGAAAGCAUCAACCUCCUCUGUGGAGAUAUGCUACCACACGCUUUGGAUCUGGUGAACUCAUUCGAUGUCCCAGAGCAAUACAUACAUGCACCAAUCGCCAAGGCCGACUAUAUCCAAGAGUUUAGAUAUGGUCUUCAGAGGAAAUAUUGA